This is a messenger RNA of Saccoglossus kowalevskii, 2556 nucleotides long. RefSeq names its product NOVA-like protein. Lineage: Eukaryota; Metazoa; Hemichordata; Enteropneusta; Harrimaniidae. The record is from RefSeq and is marked provisional. Gene Ontology annotation, molecular function: RNA binding.
AUUGUGUAACCCUCCGCCCUGAAUACGUCGUGUGAAUAAAAGCCCAGUUCAAUUGUGUGCUUGUCUAUUAUAGAAAACUCCCGCACAGAACUGAUGCGUUUAGCUUUUCAGCGUCUUUGAAUUGAUCGUUGGAUUAUAGGCGGCGCAUGAAAGGCGUGUAAAACGCGGUGUUAUCGUGUCGGACUCUUUCGUUCUUGGUCGUGGUGCGUGUCUACAAGUGAAGUGAGGUGGGUUAGAUCGGAAGAGUGGACAGCACUCAAACCUUCUCAAGAUGGCGACAGAGUUCGCACCGGAGCAACUACAGCUGGACGGGGACAUCUCGGACUCAAGAAAACGACCACUAGAAGGCGAUGUCGAAAGUGGGAUACCAAAACGAACGAACAUAGGUGGUAAUGAUGACAAUAAAUAUAUAUUAAAAAUGCUCAUACCAAGCGCUGCAGCUGGUUCUGUUAUAGGGAAAGGUGGCCAGACAGUUGUACAGUUACAACGGGAAACAGGUGCUAAUAUAAAACUCUCCAAAUCUAAUGAUUACUAUCCAGGGACAUCAGAAAGGGUGGUGUUAAUUACGGGUACGGUAGAGUCGCUGACGGCAGUCGGUAAUUUUGUGAUUGAGAAAGUUCGUGAUUCACCACAGUUAGCAGCCAAAACUGGAAAUGAAAGUGCAGUGAGCCAAGAAAGAGCCAGACAGGUCAAGAUAAUUAUUCCUAAUAGUACUGCUGGACUUAUUAUCGGUAAAGGGGGUGCUACUAUUAAAGCGUUUAUGGAACAAACUGGAUCCAAACUCCAAAUAUCACAGAAAUCUGAAGGUGUGAACCUGUCUGAACGCGUCCUGACCAUAAGUGGAGAAGGUGAUGCAAAUAAAAAAGCCAUGAAUGCUGUUAUUUCUAAAGUUCAGGAAGACCCCCAAAGUGGAAGCUGCAAUAAUAUUAGUUAUGCUGCGGUAUCUGGGCCAAUUGCCAAUGCCAGUCCCACUGGUUCUCCAUUUGCAGAAGCUGGUGGUCUGGUAAAUGUUAAACAACCACAGAUGUCUUUACACACUGGCCCCACAGCUGGUAUGCCUACAAUGGGUGUUGGGAUACCUACUCUGAGUGGGUUAUCGCCUACAUCAGCAGCUAGGGUUAUAUCAGCAGGAGCUAGCUAUCCUGGAGGGGAUGCAGCUGCCAUUAAUGCUGCAAUGAAUACUCUAGCUAGCUAUGGCUAUAAUAUAAAUGCAUUGGGAAGUAUGGUUGGUUCAGGUACAAGUCAUUUACUUACUACUCUUGGGUCUUCUGCUGCCGCCGCACCUCUUCCUUCCAGCAUUCUAGGUCCUUACCAAGCAGCUCAUGCGGCUGCUGCUGCAGCUGCUGCAUCUGCAUCUGCUGCCGCAGCCAAUGGUGCAUCUCCCCCUUUACGAAAUGGCGCUGGAGCUGGGUAUGAAGCAGCGACUGCAGUGAAUGGCGGAACCGGUUUAACUAUGCCUACAGAAGGAGCACUUCCAGCGUUUGGAGCACUUGGCUCAUUUGGCAGCCUUGGUAGUCUCGCAACUUUUGGCUCAGGGACUGAAUUAUCAAAGGAUGCUGCCAAAGAUAGCACCCUUGAAAUUGAAGUACCAGAGACAUUAGUAGGUGCCAUUCUUGGGAAAGGCGGGAAGACCCUUGUUGAAUUUCAACAGUGCAGUGGAGCCAGAAUUCAGAUAUCUAAGAAAGGGGAAUAUGUUCCGGGAACACGCAAUAGAAAGGUCAUUAUAACAGGUAAUAAUCUUGCAACCCAAACAGCUCAUUACCUAGUCACACAGCGAAUAACACAAGAAGAACAAAAUAGAGCACUGAAGGGGACAAAUUAGCAAUUAUAUAUUAGGUAAAACAACUAAUAAAGGUGAUAGGAAACGCGUACUCCAUGAUUAUCUCAGAUUAUUACAAAGUAUUCCAAAUGAUCUUCCAAACAAGAUUUCAGAUUCCGUUAUAUUUUAUACCAAAAGCAAAUUACCACCUUCAUGAUGUGUCUUCUCAUUGCUAGGUAAGUCGCAACGAUUAGUUCGCUCAGUUGGUUAGGGAUCAAAGGGUUGAGCCGAGUAAUUUGAUUCGUUGAGGCAGUCAGGUGGUUAGUCGUAGAUUGUUUUUAGGGUUUCUGAAAUUUCAAAUUGUGUGCAAAGUGAUUAGGAACUAACAUAUAUUGAACAAAUUGAAGAAACUAUAAAGAGAGGACAAAAUUCAGCUUCUCUUGAUUUAAUUUUAUCCAGGUACAGUAAUUAUUUAAAUGCUGUAUGAAAAGUUUCCAUGAAAUCGGUGCCAUAGAGCUAGUUGACAAGCUCUUGUAUUUUAUGAAAGUGAAAAAUGAGACUAUUAUUUAAAAUGACGUUAGCCAUAAUGUGAAUUGUGGAGAAAAAAAAAUUGACAGUAGAGUUAGUUUGAAAAUAAGUACAAAAGUAACACAUGACAAUUCCAAAAUGAUUCUUCCUUUAAAGCAUUAUGUGGCUUUCCCACCUUAAUUUCUCCUGUUACUGUAUGUCUCAAGUGUUAGUACUUGAUGUUGGAGAUAUGAAAACUAGCCAAAAAAAAAACAUUAAAAAAAAAAAAA